CCCAUUGGCCGGGCCGGAAAGGGGCGGGACCCGCCGGGAGUCUGAUUCUUUAAACAAACUUUCCAGUACGGCUGCCUGCUUCCCUUUCGCACCGCUGUGUCGGACCCAGACAAAAGGAGUUUGAGGGACUUCCAGAUAUUCCUACCUGAAGCCAAGGCCCAGAUCCAGCCGCCACCAUGUCGAGCAAGCGCGCCAAGGGAAAGACCACCAAGAAGCGCCCUCAGAGGGCCACCUCCAACGUCUUCGCCAUGUUCGACCAGUCUCAGAUCCAGGAGUUCAAAGAGGCGUUCAACAUGAUCGACCAGAACAGAGACGGUUUCAUCGACAAGGAGGAUCUGCAUGACAUGCUGGCCUCUCUGGGUAAGAACCCCUCUGACGAAUACCUGGAGGGGAUGAUGGCCGAGGCACCGGGUCCCAUCAACUUCACCAUGUUCCUCACCAUGUUUGGAGAGAGGCUCAACGGAACGGACCCCGAGGACGUCAUCCGCAACGCCUUUGCCUGUUUUGAUGAGGAGGGAUCUGGCGUGAUCCACGAGGACCAUCUGAGGGAGCUGCUGACCACCAUGGGCGAUCGCUUCACAGACGAAGAGGUGGACGAGCUGUUUCGCGAGGCGCCCAUCGACAAGAAGGGCAACUUCAACUACGCAGAGUUCACCCGCAUCCUCAAACACGGCGCCAAAGACAAGGAUGACGAGUAGAGGGAGAGGCCGACUGCCUCGGGCCGCCCGCACACAUACUGCACCUCAAAUCAGUCCCUCGUUCCUACCUUUUUUCUUGUAGGUUUGAGAGAAAUUAAACAAGAAGAGCAUAUACUGUAGCAAAGUAAAAGGCGGCUGUUGUGUUAGUUAUUUUGUGGAAGGUGGGAGCUUGGGAUUAAUUUGGGAUCCACAGAAAUAUUUCGCAAUACAUUAUUUGUAUCAUCGUUAAAGGUUAGCAUGAAGAGAGGUGCACGUGCAUCGCAGAGCUACAAGUGUACUGCGGCCUCAGCCACUGUGAGAGCAGCUGCUCCGACCUUGGUAGAUGGUUGCAGGGAGCCUGGUUGGACUUUUGAAAUGCAUCAAACGUCAUGCAUGUGUGUGGGUGGGGGGGAGGGGGGGGUUGAACUGCCACAUUCAGUCCUUCAUACAGCCCCAGCAAUGUUUACUUGUUCCUGCCAUCAUUUAGCCAUCACACAUGCACAAGCACUGCAGUAAGUCUCUGUAUCUGUAAUAGUUGUAUCCCUGUAUGUUGGAAAUAGAUAUUAAAACAAUAAUUUUGAUUUUGUUUUUUAAAAGUGAUGAGUCCACUUGAUGAAAUUGUUACUAGAGCUUUUAGUCUAAACUCUUAUCAGCUGGUUGUGUGUAUUUGUUGAAGGAUCAGGAAUUCAGAUUGAAAUCACUCAGGCAAAUAAAGUAAGUUUAUUCAUGCUGUUGAACACGAAAA
Molecule: messenger RNA, 1422 nt
Organism: Chelmon rostratus (copperband butterflyfish)
Lineage: Eukaryota; Metazoa; Chordata; Actinopteri; Chaetodontiformes; Chaetodontidae
Gene: myl9b
Product: myosin, light chain 9b, regulatory
Exons: 4
Coding region: 177-698 (173 amino acids)
Biological process (GO): myofibril assembly; platelet aggregation
Cellular component (GO): stress fiber; myofibril; cytoplasm
Molecular function (GO): calcium ion binding
Source: RefSeq, a predicted model, not a curated record